UGUGCUUGAAUGACAGCGCGCUGUCCUCGCCGGCUUCCGUAGCUCUGCCCCGUCGCUGCGGAAGUGUUGUCCUUAAGUGCAGCAGAGCCAAACUGCUACAGCCUGGAUAAACGCUUCGGCGGCUGUGCUGCAGGUCUCUUCGCGGCCGCGUUUCUCCAUGUCAGCGCUCAUCGUCACCGGGAAACCGCGCAGUAUUAUGUGAGCAGCAUCCGGACGGAGGGAGCAGCGCGUGAAGAGAGUAACCUUGAAUCUUCUAUAUGGGCCAUCUUUUCUCGAAAAAUGGUUUACGCCUGAAGAAGAGGACCCGCAAGUUGCAGCACAAGAAGAAGAAGAAGAGGAACUGUUUCCUGCAGGGGCCGUGCAUGCUCUGUUUCCUCGUCCACAGCAAUAGCACCGGUCUGGACGACGACGGUGACCAUCUGGAGGCCGGCGUGAACGGCUGCUGCCACAACACAAUCACCGGAAUCAGCGUCGCCCACAUUGGGGGAGUCGGCCUCGGACCAGCGGCUGCCUCAAAACUCGCCGAGCGAUACGCGACCAUUGCCUCACCUGAGGAGUGCUCCAAGUACCUGCUGUCCCCGAGGGAACUGGGGAUCUGGGAGGGCCAGGGGAGGGGCAUUUUGUCCGCUGUUCCUGCCAAACUGAUUCCAGCGCCGGCUCUUUUCCGAACGGCUGGUGUGUCUGUGACUGUGCCCAUUCCUGUGCCUAUACCCAACUGCACCGUCGACUACACUGAGAUGGUGUGUAAGAGGAAGUGCUCCGAGGUGCACAGGUGCACCCCUUGCAAGCAGCCGCGCUGUGCCUUUGCCGUCCCUGACGGAGGGCUGGAGCACGACGGAACGGGAGGAGGGGGAGGAGAGGCUGCCUCGAACUCUGAAACUGGCCACUGCCACCUUCCCCGAUGCCCGGUUCCCUCCUCGUCGUCCGCGUCCGCCUCCUCGCCGGCUGACGGCUGCUGUGGGCUGGGUCUUCAAAUGGACUCGCCCCACAGCUCUGGCUCGUCCCCCUGCUGCCUGCAUCACUAUGACGACUCUCAGGCGAGAAGUUCCGAUGCUGCUGAUCACUUAAGUAUCAACCACCUGCCUUCCUCCAUCCUUCUCAAGGUGCUGUCCCACCUGACAGUGAAGGAGCGCUGUCUUUGUGCCUCUCUGGUUUGCAAAUACUGGAGGGACCUCUGCUUGGACUUUCAGUUCUGGAAGCAAAUCGACCUCAGUGGCCUACAACAAGUCAAUGAUGAUCUCCUUGUGAAAAUAGCUUCUCGAAGGCAGAAUGUGACAGAGAUCAACAUCUCAGAUUGCAGGGGGGUGCACGAUCACGGCGUGUCCUCUUUGGCCUCACGCUGUCCAGGCCUGCAGAAGUACACAGCCUACAGGUGCAAGCAGCUGGGAGACAUCUCCCUGUCUGCUUUGGCCUCACACUGCCCUCUCCUGGUCAAGGUGCAUGUUGGAAACCAGGACAAACUAACAGAUGCAUCACUGAAGAAGCUUGGAUCAAACUGCAGUGAAUUGAGAGACAUCCAUUUAGGACAGUGCUACGGUAUCACAGAUGAAGGCAUGGUGGCGUUGGUCAAAGGAUGUCCAAAACUGCAGAGGCUCUACUUGCAAGAGAACAAAAUGGUCACGGAUCAGUCUGUGCGGGCCGUAGCGGAGCAUUGCCCUGAGCUGCAGUUUGUGGGCUUUAUGGGAUGCCCUGUGACCUCUCAAGGUGUCAUCCAUCUUACCGCGCUUCAUAACCUGAGCGUCCUGGAUCUACGGCACAUCUCCGAGCUCAACAACGAGACUGUGAUGGAAGUGGUGAGGAAGUGUCGCAAACUCAGCUCCUUGAACCUCUGCCUCAACUGGAGCAUUGACGACAGGUGUGUGGAAAUCAUUGCCAAGGAGGGCCGAAGUCUGAAGGAGCUGUAUCUAGUGUCCUGUAAAAUCACCGACCACGCUUUGAUAGCCAUUGGCCAGUACAGCACUACCAUAGAGACGGUGGAUGCCGGCUGGUGUAAAGACAUCACAGACCAAGGAGCCACACAGAUUGCUCAGAGCAGCAAGUCACUCCGCUAUUUGGGCCUCAUGAGAUGUGACAAGGUGAACGAGGAGACGGUGGAGAGGCUGGUGGUCCAGUAUCCUCACAUCGUGUUCAGCACAGUGAUGCAGGACUGCAAGAGGACCCUUGAGAGAGCGUAUCAAAUGGGCUGGAGCCCCAACACGUCCAACUCCUCGUAGCUAACGCCGGACCUCGCCGAGUCACAGACGCGCACGCAGAAAAACUGAGUUCUGUUCAGCUCUGCCAUGCUAGCUUCUCAUUCACCAUCACCACAUGCAUGUGUAGCAACACAAGACAAAGCGUCGAGCCAUCUGAAUCCUUUAGGUUUCCAUUCUUGAUAUUUUCCACUUUAAAUGAUCAUCCUUCAGACCAGAAGCAACACAAAAGCACGUGUUACUAUAAGUUAAGGUUAAGAAUGUGAAGUGUCUCUGGAACGUCUGCAUGCAGAGGAGGGAGUUGACUUUUGACUGCUUUUGAUUAUACUUCUAUAAAAACAAGUUUUAAUCAAUUAAAAAAAAAAGAUAAUUUUCAGCACCUGAAAAAACUGAAUUUUAUCUAUAAGAAGGUUUUCUCUCUGUGGAAUGACUCAGCUGUUACAGACCAAGGAGAUUAAAAAAUACAGAGAAAACAAGCAAACGAAAAUGUGAUUUUACUUUUGUGUUCAUUAAAAACAAUGUUUAUUGAACAUAAGUACAGUGUUUAAUGUUAAUGUUUUUGCAGACUUACAAUGCAGUGUUUUUUGGCUGAAUCUGGUUAAAUUGAGAUGAAUGUCUAUCCUGCAGAAAUCUAAAAUUGAAUUUUAGUUAUGGCCUUCAUGUGGGUCAUAGGAAACAUUAAAAAGGAAGUAAUUGGUUUAUUACCAUCUAAUUCAUGGAGCAAAAUCAAUUUUUGAAAAAAGAAAUAUUUAUCUGAUUUAUAUGAAACCUUAUUCAUAUUGUUUGGUCUACAUAUAUGCACAUAUAUAUAAAUAUAAAUAUAUAUACAGACAUGAAUACUGCAUUAGAUUUAUUUAGUCAACUUUUGGUUUUGACAUAUUUGUAACAUUAGCUGUGUAGCAAAGCAGUGAGCGUUUUUUUCUCUUACAUGUGGAGCAGUUUGAAAGAAAACUGGCUUUUGAAUAUAAGUGUCUGAGUGAGUGUUUUUUUUUUCUUUAUUAUAUAGAAGCUAUGUAGUGUACAGUGAAAGAAUUACAAACAGCCAGGGUAUUUUUGUACGGCGUGCUCAGUCACCUCUCGCUGUCACUCACACAGAAACUAAAGCUCAUUGGAUUGAACUGUAAACUUUUUCAGCGGGGUUGAGAGUUGAAAUCCGACUCGUUUAACCCUGUUCAGGAUUUGUAGACUUUAUUCAACAGAGGAUUUCUCUUUCCUUCCUGUUUUGAUCUCUUUCUGUUCUUUUGUAAUCCCUGUGCGCACUGUUUUCUCUGCUAGAUGUUGACUCACUUUAUUCCUGAUCUGUUAAGACAACCAUAAAUGACUGGAUUUACAUAAUGAUGAAUAAAACACUACAACUUGAA
Molecule: messenger RNA, 3550 nt
Organism: Oryzias melastigma (Indian medaka)
Lineage: Eukaryota; Metazoa; Chordata; Actinopteri; Beloniformes; Adrianichthyidae
Gene: fbxl17
Product: F-box and leucine-rich repeat protein 17
Exons: 11
Coding region: 258-2213 (651 amino acids)
Biological process (GO): SCF-dependent proteasomal ubiquitin-dependent protein catabolic process
Cellular component (GO): SCF ubiquitin ligase complex
Molecular function (GO): protein binding
Source: RefSeq, a predicted model, not a curated record